Messenger RNA from Thalassophryne amazonica, 2444 nucleotides. It is a transcript of the gene ranbp3b, whose product is annotated as RAN binding protein 3b. Gene Ontology annotation, molecular function: GTPase activator activity. The record is from RefSeq and is a predicted model, not a curated record. Lineage: Eukaryota; Metazoa; Chordata; Actinopteri; Batrachoidiformes; Batrachoididae. Gene Ontology annotation, biological process: protein export from nucleus. Gene Ontology annotation, cellular component: cytoplasm; nuclear pore. The coding region runs from base 55 to 1632 and encodes 525 amino acids. The transcript is spliced from 17 exons.
CUCUGUGUGUAUCAUCUGCGCGGUGGGUUGUGGGUGUGUAAGCGUCGAAGUAAAAUGGCGGACUUGGCAAACGAAGACAAGCCUGCUAUAGCAGCUCCUGUGUUUGUGUUUCAGAAAGAUAAAGCACAGAAGCGAUCUGCAGAGGUCUCAAGUGCAGAGGAUGGAGAAGCAGUGUCACUUUUAGAUUCAGAUAAAGAUGAGGGAAGCUACUGCCCCGCCACAAAAAGGGAAAAGACCUCAUCAUUCCCACCCCCACAUUCUGUUCCCAAGAACAAUGUUUUCAUGCCCUCAAGUUUCUGCCAAUCUCCGACUGGGAACUCUGACUCUGAGCCAGAGGAGAAGCCAUCGGGAUUUCGUUUAAAGCCACCCACUCUCAUACAUGGGCAGGCACCGAGUUCAGGUGUUCCAAGUCAAAAGCCCAAGGAGCAGCAACGCAGUGUACUUCGCCCUGCUGUGCUCCAGGCACCGCCCUCCAAAUCACAUACAGAGUCCAAUUCCAGUUGUGGAACAAAUGGUGUAAAGAAGUCAUCUGAUGCACCACCUCUGACCCAGUCCCUAUUUCUGAACAACACAGAGCACUCUGCAAGCCUGCCCAAGUCACUGAAACAUGAAAAUGAGGAAGAUGGAACAUGUGGUGACAAAGAAGGAAGCAGAAGGGAAGAGACAGAUGUAGCAAUAUCUUUCGUGUUUGGUCAGAAUAUCAAAGACAGAGCAAAGUUGGAUGAAAACAGUACAGAAGAAAAGUCAAAGGACAGUGUGUUACUGGAUUCUCAAUCAGAGGGCACUAAUUAUUUCUUACAAUACAUAUCCACAUCAAGCUCUCAGAAUGCCACAAACAGUACAGAUACCGGGGCAAAAUUUGUAUUUGGGCAAAACAUGUCAGAACGAGUUCUGUGUUUAUUUCAGAGUCCCCCAAAGGGUGAGUCAUCAAGUGAAGAAAAUAAAGAGGUUUCAGUGACCUCUACUUCAGAACCCCCAUCACAGGAAGCCACCCCAGAGAAAGCGAACAGUGCAUCAGAGUCUUUGGAGGAGUCUGCAGCAGCGUACACCAAAGCCACAGCCAAGAAGUGCAUCUUAGAGAAAGUUGAUGUUAAGACCGGAGAGGAAUCGGAAAGCAAUGUCUUACAGAUGCAGUGCAAGUUGUUUGUGUUUGAGAAGACUGCUCAGGCAUGGAUAGAGAGAGGUAGAGGAUUGCUGAGGCUCAAUGAUAUGGCAUCAACAGACGAUGGCACACUACAGUCCCGUCUAGUGAUGAGGACUCAGGGCAGCCUCCGGUUGAUCCUCAACACUAAGCUGUGGCCGCAGAUGCAGGUGGACAAGGCCAGUGAGAAAAGUGUACGAAUCACUGCCAUGGACACAGAGGACCAGGGGGUUAAAGUCUUCCUAAUAUCAGGCACCUCUAAGGACAUUGGCCAAUUGGCUGCAGCAUUGCACCACCGUAUCUUGGCCCUCAAGAGCAGAGUGGAACAGGAGCCCGAGGCUCCGGCACCAGCUGUCUCUCAUGCCGAGGUACCGCAGUCCAACGAGGAAGACAGCGACGAGGAAGAUGCUGCUUCAGCCUCCGCUUCCGCCUCCACUCCUGCUACGAGUAAUUCAGAGGGAGGAGACGGCCAGGCAGCAGGAAGCACAUAGCGUUACUGUUGGACAGCCUGCCAAGAUGCUGCUGUUGAUGCAUUUUGCUGUAGGCAUCUCUAUGGACAUCCCGUGACCAACAUGGGUCCUUCAGACCAGUACUUUUGGAUAUUAGAAUUCUAGCUCUAGGAAAUCACCCCCUGUGCCGGAGUAUCUCACCCAACUUGUGCAGUUCAUCCUCUGCGUUCAGCGUAACAUCCAGAGUUGUUUCUUCCCUUCCUUUCCUGUUUUGUGUUUUUGUUUUCAGGUAAUCCCCUUCCACUCCUGAUAGCAAAAAUACGGAGUUCAAAGUUUUGGUUUGGGACUUUUCUGCUCAUCAUAUUGAUGAGUGUAAGGGUGUUUUUCCUCUACAUUUUAAAGUAUGGCACAUGUUAAGACUGCAGUUUCUACUUUGGGACCUUUGUACUCACUCUACAGCUGUACCUCUGGAAGCCACACAGCCAGAGGCGUUUCAUUCAUUGUACGUUUGACAAGUCAGUCGGUUGUUCCUAAAUUCAGUCCCACCUUCCUAACCCCCACCCCUAGCCCAUAAUUGGUUUAUUUUUGUUUUUUGUUUUCAAAUUGCUUGAUUACAGCCAUGUUGAUUUUGUCAGAGUUCAGCAGGUUGUUGGACUCUGCAGUGUGUCUCUGUCAGAGCCUUUAAGGUGUAACGACAUCUGGAAAUGGUCUGCGGAGUUAUGAAUUCACCAGACAGUGGCGUGUGUGUGUGGCCCUGCCCGUACCUUUGCCAGAGAAUUAAGUUGCCAGUCUUCAGAGUCCUGGUGCUUCCAUAUUCACCGUGGGGUCUUGAGACCUGGAUGUUAACCAGUGGA